Carassius auratus (goldfish) is the source of this 1124-nucleotide messenger RNA. RefSeq names its product zona pellucida sperm-binding protein 4-like. The transcript is spliced from 7 exons. The record is from RefSeq and is a predicted model, not a curated record. Gene Ontology annotation, molecular function: structural constituent of egg coat; acrosin binding. Gene Ontology annotation, biological process: binding of sperm to zona pellucida; prevention of polyspermy. Bases 1 to 978 code for a protein of 325 amino acids. Lineage: Eukaryota; Metazoa; Chordata; Actinopteri; Cypriniformes; Cyprinidae. Gene Ontology annotation, cellular component: egg coat.
AUGAUGGACAAGACACGGGCGAAUCCGGUCUCUGUCAGCGCACACACCGUCCAGUGUAUUAGAGAUGGUCAGUUUGUGGUAGUGGUGUCUAGAGAUGUUACUCUGCCUCGACUGAGUCUGGAUACGGUUCAUCUACUGGGUGGAAAUGACCCACCUUGUGCUCCUGUGGGGUCUACACCUUCCUUUGCUAUAUACCAGUUCCCUGUGACCGCAUGUGGCACGAGCGUGAUGGAGGACAGCGGAUAUGUGGUGUAUGAAAACCGAAUGACCUCCUCGUAUGAAGUGGGGAUUGGACCAUAUGGUUCUAUCACAAGGGACAGUCAUUUUGAGUUUCUCUUCCAGUGUAGAUAUUCAGGAACUUCAGUGGAAGCUCUGGUUGUGGAGGUCAACUCCGUUCCUCCACCUCCACCAGUAGCUGCUCCUGGACCUCUCAGGGUGGAGCUCAGACUGGCCAAUGGCCAAUGCGUCACCAAAGGCUGUGCUGAAGGGGAUGAGGCCUACACGUCCUAUUACAGUGACGCUGAUUAUCCCAUCACAAAAGUCCUGCGAGAGCCUGUGUAUGUUGAGGUGCACAUUAUGGAGAGGACCGACCCCAACAUUGUCCUGACGCUGGGACGUUGUUGGACGACUUCAACCCCCAGUCCACUCAGUCUCCCCCAGUGGGACCUUCUGAUCGACGGAUGCCCUUACCAGGACGACCGCUAUCUGACCACACUGGUUCCAGUGACUGGAUCGUCUGGUCUUCAGUUCCCAACCCACUACAAGCGCUUUGUUGUGAAGAUGUUCACAUUUGUAGAUCCAGCCUCACUGGCUGCUCUGCAGGAAACCAUCUUCAUCCACUGCACUACAGAGGUGUGCCAUCCAUCAUCUGGCUCUUGUGAGCAAAGCUGCACCAGGAAACGAAGAGACACUCGUAUCAAGGCUGUCUCUGGGGAGCAGACUGUGGUUUCUAGUGGAGAAGUUACUCUGGUCAUGUAAAUCUAGUGUUUUUAAUAAACUUUUCAGAACCCUUAGGUGUCUUUUUGUCUAUUGGUAUUGUUUUGGUUCGGCAGAAUGCGGGAUUACAUGCCUCUUCCCAGUGUUUUUAUUCUUUCCCCUCUCACUAUUAAACCAAGGUUCCACAA